Messenger RNA from Oryza brachyantha (malo sina), 1711 nucleotides. RefSeq names its product OVARIAN TUMOR DOMAIN-containing deubiquitinating enzyme 7. Gene Ontology annotation, molecular function: cysteine-type deubiquitinase activity. The record is from RefSeq and is a predicted model, not a curated record. NCBI's taxonomy places the organism in Eukaryota, Viridiplantae, Streptophyta, Magnoliopsida, Poales, Poaceae. Gene Ontology annotation, biological process: protein deubiquitination. Bases 106 to 1284 code for a protein of 392 amino acids. The transcript has 11 exons.
CAAGGCUGCGGGAGAGUUCCGUACCAUCCCCGCCCGAUUCCGCCCCCGCUCUCUCGCCGGCGCCGCCGUGGAAUUCUCGGCGAGGCUGCGCCACCGCGCUUCGCGAUGGUUCAGCACAAGAAGAAGGUAUCCGUGGCGUCCAAAGCCCGGAAGCCGAAGCGUGAUGCAGAGGAGAAGAAGUUCGGGAAGAAGGCCGACAUGACGGAGUUCCGGGCGCAGCUGGGCUUGCUGGGGUUGCAGAUAAUCGAAGUGACCGCGGAUGGCAACUGCUUCUUCAGGGCAAUGGGUGACCAGCUCGAAGGCAAUGAGGAAGAGCACAUGAAGUACCGUGGAAUGGUUGUGCGAUACAUUAAGGAGCACCGCGUGGAUUUUGAGCCAUUUAUCGAGGAUGAGGUCCCGUUUGAGAAAUAUUGUGAUUCUAUGCUUCAGGAUGGGACUUGGGCUGGUCAUAUGGAGUUGCAAGCAGCUUCUCUUCUCACGAGAAGAAACAUAUGCAUCCACAUGCUUAACUCACCACGCUGGUACAUAAACAACUUUUCUGAUCAUGAAGCCACUGGUACGGUUCAUCUAUCUUAUCAUCAUGGUGAGCACUACAAUAGCGUCAGGCUGAGGGAAGAUCCAUGUCAAGGUCCUGCAAUGCUUGUUACUAUCAAGACAGAUGCCACUGUAGCUAGCACAAGCAAUAAUGCUCAAACAAAAUCAAAGGACUCGAAGAAAUCUUUAGGCAGAUCAAACUAUGACCACAUAUCAGUUAAAUUGGUAAUGGCUGGAACUGGAUGUCCUAAUGUUGCUAUAGUUGAACAGGUUUUAAAAGACAUGGAUGGUGAUGUUGAUGCUGCUAUAGAGUACAUGUUGGCUGAGCAACUCGUAUUGGGUGCUGAUGAUGCAGAUGGAGAUCCUUACAUGGACUAUACAUAUGAUGACGAUGAGCUUAGCACAAAACAGGGCGACAUUCAACUGGUUGAGCACAAGGAAGAAGAAAGCGACUGUUCUAGCAAAGACCAAACAACUCAGAAACAGAACAGUUCACAUUCUAAAAAGGAAAAGUCGAAAACCGAGGAAUGCUCUUGUGGAUCUGCUAGGAAGCACAAACCUUCUUGUAAUUUAGCCACGAGUGAACCUUCAAAAACAAUUGAACCAUCGAGAGAACCUCCAAGGACCAAAGGUGGCCAAGGGAAGGGCCAAAAGAAGGGGAAGAAGCAAAAGAAGGAACGAGCCGAAGCAUCGGCUGUGCAGAAUCACGAUUCUGAAGUUGUACCAGAUCUAGGAGCUCUUUGCAUAUAAUUGAUCGAGGAUUCUCCGAUGUGUGGGUGUGGCAUCCAGGAAUACGCAGGUCAUCAGUUUUGAAGAGAUGUCUGCCUUGCUUGAACGCCACUGGCUAGAUGGUGAUAUUUCUCUCACACAAUGGCUAGAUGUUGUACACAUUCCACGCGAAUGAAAUCUGCUGACAGAGUUAGCUUAUCCUAAUUUCGGGAUAGGACCGGCCAUGAUGAUCUCAGAUUCUCGGUGGGCACUGGAACAUGAAACAUGAAUGAGCUGUUGAUACAUCGCUUCUUUUCUUCACACAAACUUCACCUGUAGAUCAAUGCGAUGUAAAACAAUGAUAAGUCAUGCAAAGCAAAUUCAUUGUUGGAGUAUGACCAGUAACAAACUAACAAUUGCCCUCCUGUUCUUGUGAAGUAUCCUGUUUUAAAAUAUAAUAAUGUUUUCC